AUGCAGGAGCUACGCCACAGGGUGCAGAACCUGAAAUGGGAGCUAGCAAGCAGAAAGCGCUACCAGCCAGCCCUGAGUCAACAUCGGUCCUGGUCCCCCCUAAGGAGGGAAACCAGGGGAAGAAGUUUCAGGAGAGACCACUCCAAGGACACACCGAUCCCCGGGUCUGACCCAGAAAGCCAAGGGAAAAGCAGAGAGGCACCGAGGAGAUGGCAAAACCCUAUAAUUUACACCCGACCUUCAGCGAGACACAUUGAGGAGGAAAAUCGAGAGGACAGCAGAGAGAUCAUGGGGGCAACCCCUUUCCACCACUCUAUUCUCAAGGUCCAGCUUCCGAAGCAUUUUGAUAAGCCGACGGACAUGAGAUAUGAUGGCAUCCAAGAUCCUCAAGAAUAUCUAACGGCCUUUGAGGCCAGGAUGAAUCUGGAAGGCGUGGGUGAUGAAGUGAGAUGUCGCGCCAUCCCCGUGACCUUAGCGAGGACGGCAAUCCGCUGGUUCAACGCUCUCCUCCAAGGCUCCGUGACAACUUUUGCAGACAUAACCCGCGCCUUCCUAGCUCAGUUUAUCAUGCGUAUUGCUAAAGCUAAGAACCCGAUCAACUUGUUGGGGUUGACGCAGAGAAGUGAAAAACCGACCAGGAAGUACCUGGAUAGGUUCAAUGAUGAAUGCUUGGAGAUUGACGGCCUGACUGAUUUAGUGGAAGCACCUUACCACCAAGCCUGUGUGAACGAUGCAAAAAUCCAAAAUGUGGCCAGGGAGUAUAUCAACGAGGAGGAGGUCAGCCAAGUCGUGGCAGCCAACAAGCGGCAGCCCACCUAUAAACCUGCUCGUCAGCCCAGUAACGGGGAAAGGCCCAAAGAUCACUCCAAGGAUGGAGGGCCAGCUAAAGCCUUCAAGCCAUUCCCCCAGGUAGGGAAGUUUACUAACUACACUCCCCUGACAGCCCCGAUCGUCGAAGUGGACCAGCAGAUAGCCGACAAAGGCAUCCUAUCGAAGCCCCGACAACUCAAGGAUAGAACUGGGGGGAACAAAAACCUCUAUUGCGACUACCACAAGGGCUUCGGCCACAAGACUCCAAAUUGUUUCGAAUUGAAGGAUGCUCUGUAG
This is a messenger RNA of Arachis stenosperma, 1107 nucleotides long. RefSeq lists its product as uncharacterized. The record is from RefSeq and is a predicted model, not a curated record. Bases 1 to 1107 code for a protein of 368 amino acids. The transcript has 2 exons. Lineage: Eukaryota; Viridiplantae; Streptophyta; Magnoliopsida; Fabales; Fabaceae.